AUGUUCGGAGCAUUUAGAGCAACCAUGGUAGCUUGUGGUGGUUUAUUAUGGAAAAAUCCUUCAAACAUGAGUAGAACGCGUAAAGCUAAUGUACGUAAACGUUUAAGAGCUGUAGAUACUGUCAUUGAAGCUGUGGCGAAAUCAGGCGUUAAAUGUAAAGCUUUGGAUUACGCUCGUUCAUUACCUAAAGAAUCAGAAAUGACUCCUCGUGAUAAAUAUACUGUCUUUAGUAGAAAACAUAAAGGUUAUAGAAAAUCAUUACAUAAAGUACCAAAAUUCACCAAAGUUACCAUAAGAACAACACCUCCUGAACAAAUUACAAAUCAAAUUAUGAAUAAUUCUACUCUAAUUGGUGCGCCAUUAAUAUUCUUUGUCGUUCCUACCACUUUGAUUACCGACCCAUUAUGGACAAUGAAAUCCUCAGCGUUAUAUCAGGAUUCCAGCGUUCUUAUUUAUACCGUUCGGGCUGAUGAUACAUAUUCGUACUUCGUACUAACAACAUCACAUCUAAUUAUUAAUAUGUCAACUGUUAACGAAGGGUUAUUUCAUAUUGGUAACUGGAUCAUAACAUCGCAACUGCCUUACGUCGAACAUAUGGCUCUCACAGAAGAGCCUACCGAGACAUCAAUGAAAUCUUGA
Messenger RNA from Funneliformis geosporum, 639 nucleotides. The record is from the annotation of a GenBank genome assembly. NCBI's taxonomy places the organism in Eukaryota, Fungi, Glomeromycota, Glomeromycetes, Glomerales, Glomeraceae.